GAUUUAUAUAUUUAACAAAUGUUCAAAUAAAUAAGUCUUCCAAAAUAUCACUUGAUAUAUAUAUGUAUAUAUACACACAUUUUGAGAUAUAGACUAUGAUCUCUUCACCCCACUCUUCUUUUCUUAAUUCAGCCAUUUCAUCUCGUCAACAUCGAGGGAUUCAAUUUAACACCUUGGAAAACCCUAAUUAAUACGAUGAGAAUCACACAAAACGUCAAGCUCUUACUCUUGUUCUUCUUCAUCUCCAUCCUCCUCGUGGCCGUAUCCGCAGGCGAGUCUAAAUGCGAGUGUUCACACGAAAAAGACAAAGAAAACACAGCGGGAGCUAGGAAAUACAAGAUCGCCGCCAUACCUUCCGUUCUCGCCGCCGGAGUUAUCGGCGUUCUCUUUCCGUUAUUAGGAAAAUUCGUUCCGUCGUUAAGACCGGAGACGAAUUUCUUCUUCGUGACGAAAGCCUUCGCCGCGGGGGUAAUCCUCGCGACGGGGUUUAUGCACGUGUUGCCGGAAGGUUACGAGAAGCUGACGUCAGCUUGUCUGGAAGGAGAAGCUUGGGAGUUUCCGUUCACUGGGUUUAUAGCGAUGGUCGCAGCGAUUUUGACACUCUCUGUUGACUCCUUUGCCACGUCAUAUUUUCAUAGAUUGCAUCAUAAGACGUCUAAGAGGAUCGGUGACGGUGAAGAGCAAGGCGGUGGCGGUGGCGGUGGCGGUGGAGACGAGCUUGGGUUGCACGUGCAUGCUCAUGGUCACACGCACGGAAUUGUCGGCGUCGAAUCUGGUGAAUCCGAGGUUCAGCUUCGCCGGACCCGAGUUGUGGCCCAGGUGUUGGAGGUGGGAAUAAUAGUACACUCAGUGGUAAUAGGAAUAUCACUGGGAGCAUCACAAAGUCCAGACACUGCCAAAGCUCUCUUUGCUGCUUUAAUGUUUCACCAAUGCUUCGAAGGUCUUGGCCUUGGUGGUUGCAUUGCUCAGGGAAAUUUCAACUGUAUGUCAAUUACAAUAAUGUCACUCUUCUUCUCGAUAACAACACCUAUCGGAAUUGCGGUCGGAAUGGGAAUUGCAACAUCUUAUGAUGAGUCGAGUCCAACGGCUCUGAUAGUGCAAGGAGUCCUUAACGCUGCAUCUGCAGGCAUCCUCAUCUACAUGUCUCUGGUGGACUUUCUUGCAGCAGAUUUUAUGCACCCCAAAAUGCAAUCAAACACUAGGCUUCAAAUCAUGGCCCAUAUCUCUCUUCUUGCCGGCGCCGGCGUUAUGUCACUCUUAGCUAAAUGGGCCUAAAAUGGCCCACGAUUACGCUUAUAGUUUUGUUAAUACGACGAGAUGAUGUUUCUUAAUAAAUACUGGUUUAGAAUUUUUACUUUGUUUCACCCAAAAUUGUUGUUUUAAUUAAUGUAGAUUUGUAUACAGAAAUUAUAAAGAGAAAGUUAUAAAGGAUAUUAACAAAAGGUCUUAUGACAAAAAUAAAUAUUUUU
This is a messenger RNA of Thlaspi arvense, 1469 nucleotides long. Lineage: Eukaryota; Viridiplantae; Streptophyta; Magnoliopsida; Brassicales; Brassicaceae. The record is from the annotation of a GenBank genome assembly.